AUGCCGAUUCUGACUCCCCAGGACAGCUUCGAUAUAGUCCCCGACGAGUUCAUCAUGGCGGCCACGGACGCCGCUCCUGUCCAAAACGCUGCGAACCCUGCGCAGUUGCAGACAAUGUGCACAUGCACGCAAAACUCUCCACCAAAGCCCGUCGCGAAUAUCUUCUCCGAAGAAGAUGAGGUCCAGGCCCCCCGCGGCCGCCGUCGCCGCAUCCCCUACCGCAACCGUAGCCGCGACUUCUCCCCACGCUUCUCCCCGCGCUCACCAGCCUACUCGCCCGCGCCACCCAGAGACGAGGAAACCAUCGAGGUCGUCUCCUCACACACCGAGCUAUUCACACCCACCCCGAAUCUCUCGGAAGCCCAAGCUCAAGCUCAAGCUGGAGCUACACCCGCAACCGCACCCCUCGACCGCAUCGUCCUCCUAACCCCCUUCACCCGCCCAGCCUACAUCACAACACACCCAGCGUCCCACUACGACUUCACCCGCUGGCUCCCGCUCCUCGCUCUCGGGGUUCCAGAGACAUGGUACAUGUUCUCGAACACGGACACGCUCAUCUCCACAUCCCUAAAUCAGCCGCACCUCGCACCCCCCAAUACAUCUCUGAAACCCCUCCAGGACCCGCGCCCCGUCGGCCUGCGUCUCCCGCGCAUCACAGCGAAUGACCCGCUCCACCCGUCGCACUCUGCCUCCUCCCUAACACCCAUCAAAACCGAAUCGGGAACCCUCCCACCGCCAGACCUAAUCUACCUCUCCAUCCAAAGCAGCAUAACGGGCCACACAACGAACCGCUCAGGCCGAUGGAUCUCGCCAGACCGCGGGAUGAUGCCUGACCUUGCGGGAAACGGAACGGGGACGACGGGCGCGAGUAUUUAUCGGGUUGUGCGGUGCGGGAGCCGCGAGGAGGCGGCGGCGCAGGCGUUUUAUGCUGCUGGUGGGAAUCGCUGGUCGACGCUUUUCACGUGUGUGGUUGUGGGCGGGAAGAGGGUUCUCAGUCAGCGCCUGCUUGUUGCUGAUGGGGAGGGGUAUGAGAGGGUAAGUUCGUUGGGAGAGUUGGUUGAGGGGACUGAAGGGGAAAAUGGGAAGAUUAAGAUCUUUUAUUAA
Aspergillus calidoustus is the source of this 1104-nucleotide messenger RNA. Lineage: Eukaryota; Fungi; Ascomycota; Eurotiomycetes; Eurotiales; Aspergillaceae. The record is from the annotation of a GenBank genome assembly.